Molecule: messenger RNA, 726 nt
Organism: Porites lobata
Lineage: Eukaryota; Metazoa; Cnidaria; Anthozoa; Scleractinia; Poritidae
Source: the annotation of a GenBank genome assembly
AUGGCUUUAGCUCAUGUUCUGAAGAAAGAAAGAAGGCUAGAUGUAAGCCACAACUGCCCAGAAGCUAAUUCUCUUCUUAACGAGGCUCAGCUUCUACAUCAAGCUUCGAUCAGUAAAGAGUCUCGUGAUAAGUUGCAUUUGACUCUAGCUAAAGCUUCAGCUAUUCCGCAGACGGAAGAAAGUCCAACACCGAGUUUAAUUCUUUCACCACUAGAAGAGUAUUUAUCUGCAGAUCAGUUAAAAGUUACUGAGAGUAGUGCUGUAGCUCUUGCAGUGUUUAAUGUAUUUUUGACUCUUCAUCCAAACACAGCUGGUGACAAUGUUGUAGAAAUGAAUUCCUUAGUGCAUCAGGACUACCUCACCAACCCUUGCUUCAAGGAGUGUCUGUUCUGGGCUGGACGACUGCAUGAGACCUACAGUGACGCAAUUUACGAUUUCGUGCUAAAGAAAUGGAAAAAUGGACCACAGUUCUACACUGAUGACGAUGAGGCAAAGAAAUUCAUGAAGCUUUUGAUGAUAAUUUUGGGGAAACCGAUCAAACAGGCCAGUGCUGAGACAGGAUCUUUAGUCAAGCGGGGGAUUGAAGGUCAGAGAUUUCUGAUGAUUCGAGUCCUAGCUGAUUAUUUGCUGCAUGUACAUUUGGAGUGCUCUUACAUUGCCUACCAAGCCGCUGCGUACCUCAUGGGUCGUAGCGUGCUCUCAGAAAUCUACAAUGUGAUUAAAUGA